AGGGGCUCCGGGGCCCCGCACUCUCUGCACCUCAAUACUCACCACUCCCCACCCAGGGGGUGGCUCUGCAGGACUCAGUAUGCGGUGCAGGGAAGCCAAAGCUGUUUGCAAACAAGCGUCUCUUGCCUCCCGGGAUGUGCAAGCAGGGCCCUGGGAAGGAAGGCACGCUCGGCCCCGCCCGGGACAAACGCGAAGGGCACCGGUGCGGCCGCCAGCCCGGUCUUCACAUACCCGGCCGCGCCGGAACCCAGGCCCGGGCAAGGGCUUCUCGGCAGCGCGUGGCCUAGUCGCCCCCCGCGUGCCUCCAGCCUCCUGGGGGGCCCAUGGAAAAAGGGCCAAGGCCCCAGAGCUGCGGGGUGCCCGCGGCGGCCGCAGUGCCAGGACGCUCCGUCCGCCCGGCCCGAGAGCUGACGCCAGGGCCCCUGAGCGACGCAAACCGGCGAGCCCCGCACCGCGGCGCGCCACACUCACCGCCUCUCCAUGGCCAGGGGGUCGUCCCUCAGCCGCAAGCCUCCUCCUCCACCUCCUCCUCCUUCUCCUCAGCAGGGCUCCGCCGCGAAGCCUCGCACUCCUGAGGGGGCUGCGGUCGCUGCGGCGAAGGCCGAGGCCCGGCGCCCCUCCAGCCGCAUCGGCUCCGGGGUCGCCUCAGCCACUCGGGUCCGGGGGAGCACGGUCGAGCGCGUUCGGGGGCGCAGGCUACGGCGGGACGACGGAGGCGCUGCAGGCAGACCGGCUCGGCAAAGCCUCCGGCGCCGCGGUGGCCGCUCCAGCCUCCCGCGCCGCCGGGCCACAGCGCCCCCUGGACCCCACGUCCCGCUACGGCGCCGGGACUGCGGCGGCCGCGCCGAGCACGAGCGGCAGGGAACGCGAGGCAGCGCGGCCUAGGGGUGGCUGGGGCCCCGUGUGCCCUGCGCCGCCCGCGGCCCGCCCCUGACGCGCCUUCCCGGGAGCCGGAAGCCGUCGGCUCCCCCCCACCCCACCCCCGUCAGACCCCAGCACCUUUCUUCCCUCCGGAAGGUAUGUGAAUUUUCUCGUCACUCGGACCCGCACCCGAGAGCGGGAAUGUGAGGGAAUCUCGGGUCAUUUCUCAUGGAGACGGGGUUCCUUUUAAUCCCCUCAGUGCGUAGGCAUGAAAGGAGAGUGACCCAGAACAAAUCUUCCUUUUAUCUUUUUCUAAGCACAUGCACAAUCCCUUCCCAAAACAGAUAAAGGAAUAAUCUUUAACCUUAACUUUUUUGGAGCUACUGUGCAGAUUCAUUACAGAAAUUUGCUACAGAAUCCCUUAACCCCUAACCUUCCCCCCAAAAUAGAGAAUAAAUAAAACGCUGACCAAGAGAAGAGAAUAAGCAACGGGUUGUCCUGAAAUUGAUAAACAACUUAAAGAAACAGGCUCAGAAGGAAACUGUGAUUCAUCCUCGCAACAUCUCUGCAAAUCCAGUACCUCGGUACCACCAUUUUACUUCUGAAGUACAUCCAACCGGAGAAGAAGCUGGAAGUCGACUCUAGGAUUCCUCCAGUCUCCUAUCUGAUAAUAGUCCUUUCUGAAAUAUUAAGAAAACAUUCUUAGAGUCCCUGGCACAGAGUGGAUUCACCAGAACCCUUGGCUGCCUGGUGAGGUGGAGUUCGUCGGGUAGAAUGUGGUAACUGCUGGGCUCUUCCUGACCCGCCCCCAUUCCUCCUCUACUCUUCCAGAGAUUCAGCUGAUGACCAGAGGUGCCCGGGUUCAGAAUCAUUUCCUUCCUGGCAUUCAGGAGAAGAGCCCUGGGCCCCACCCCUGCUCUUUGCAUGCCUCUGUUAGAGUAUAAUUUCAGAGAGGCACCUUCCUGUCUUAAAGCAUCUCCUCCACCCCCUGGAGGAAGGGAGGUGUUGACGAAGGGGCAAGAGCUCAGGGUAGACAGGCCUGAGUUGGAACCUCGGCCCUGUCACUUCACUGGCUUCGUGUCCUUCCCUUCCAUACUCAGAGCCUGACGUGCUCCAUCUGUAAUACCCUCUGAACACUGGGAACUAGAAGUAAUGUCUGCAAAGAACUUGUGGAAUAAAAGCAUAUAAAGUCUUUUCCACUCAGAACACAUUAGAAAUAAAUUAUUAAGGACCA
Messenger RNA from Mesocricetus auratus (golden hamster), 2095 nucleotides. RefSeq names its product translation initiation factor IF-2-like. Lineage: Eukaryota; Metazoa; Chordata; Mammalia; Rodentia; Cricetidae. The record is from RefSeq and is a predicted model, not a curated record. The transcript is spliced from 3 exons. The coding region runs from base 80 to 934 and encodes 284 amino acids.